This is a messenger RNA of Elaeis guineensis (African oil palm), 4638 nucleotides long. NCBI's taxonomy places the organism in Eukaryota, Viridiplantae, Streptophyta, Magnoliopsida, Arecales, Arecaceae. The record is from RefSeq and is a predicted model, not a curated record.
UCUUCCCGCCCUCCCCUUUUUUAAUACCAAAUCCCACCUCUUCAUCCCCAAAACCCUCUUUUCUUUUCUUUUUCCUUUUAUCUCUCUCUCUCUCUGUUUAGUCCUUACAGAUUCCGAUCUCCUCUCCGUUACAUCGCCCUCUUCUCAGAAAGGUCAUCAAUUUCCGUUUUCUUCAAUUUCCCCCGAUUUAUCACCUAUCCCCUCUCGCUUUCAGUUUUCCUCUUCUUUUUUUUCCUUGAUUUUUCUGCAAUCUAUCACUGAUUUCUUCUUUCUUGUGAUGAGUUCUUCAGUUUGAUCCGGUCUGGGCCGAUCCCCAUGGUUUUCGCCGGGGAUCACGAAGAGACUCAGGUCUUAGACGUCGAUUCCCCUCCGCUACCGGGAGUUCGAUCUGAUGAGGAGACUGAUGAUGGUGGUCAUGAUGAUGAUGGUGAUGGGGUGAGUCUUGAUCAGGAUAUAAUGCUGAUGGGCGAUACACUUCCAAUCGAGAGCUUGAGAGAGGUUCCUAAACUAUAUGGUGAGACCCAAGCGCUGGAUGACCCCGAUAAUGUUGCCGGCGAUGAGGAUGGGGGUGUCGAUGGCUGGGGCAAGACGCAGUUGGUGGAGAGUGGUGAUGAAGGGGCGGAGACGAAGGCAAAUGACUGGGGCAAGACGCAGUUGGUUGAUAGUGGUGAUGAAAGGAUGGACACGAAUGACUGGGGCAAGACACAAUUGGUUGAUAGUGGAGAUGAAAGAAUGGACACGAAUGACUGGGGCGAGACACAAUUGGUUGAUAGUGGUGAUGAAGGGACGGAGAUGACUGAGGUACUGAGCGGCGAUGAAGGGUUGUCCGAUGAUGGGGCUACUCCUUGUGGAGAGAAGAGGAAAAGUGGAGGUAUGGAGCUGGAGAUGAAGAAAAGGGUGAAUGGGGAUGGUUUGUGCUCGGAUGAACAAGGGCACGACAAUGGUUUGGUGGAUUUGGAUGCUUCAACUGACGAAGACGAUGGUGCAGGAAGUUCAAGGAGGACCUUCACUGCAGUUCGUAUAGCAUCACUGCGGUCUUCUGGUCUUGCUGCUGCUCGCAAAUUUGACUCUAAGAUAAGUGGUGCUGAGUCAAAAUCUUUGCUUAGUAAUGCUCAAUGUAGUAAAGAGCAAAAUGGUGUUUUAGGUGGACAGGCUGGUGAUAUGGCCACUGGGAGGGAUCUGUGGCCAACUGAAGCAGGUGAAUUAGACCUGAACCAUGAGAUUGAGAACUCCCAUGGGUGUAUUCAGGACUGCAAUAAAAAUGGGAUCAACACAACAGUGAAAAAACUUUUUUAUGAAGUGACACCUUCCGAGGAGGAUAAAACCACAGUUAAGACUGACAACAUUGUUGGAAAAGGGGACUUGCCUCUUUCACUCCCAACUGAUUCUGCUCUUGCAGGAUUAAGCUAUGUUGAGUCACAAGAACCUGGUGAUCUGUCCCAAGCUAAUGCUUUAGAGAUUGUAGAUAAGUUUCUUUCUGUUAAUUAUAUGGAAUCAUCUCAAGAAGCUAACACUCGAAAAGCAACGGAUAUGGUGAAGUCACCGCCCAUUUCCAGUACAAAAGGAGCUCAGUGUUUGGCUGAAAAGACUGAUCAUAGAAGUCCAGUUGGAAAGGCAGGAAUCUUUGACUGGAUUGACAGUCUUGAGGAUGAGGGUGGAGGUGAAUUCUUCAGCAGAAGAAAAGAUUCCUUUUUUGAAAGCAAAAGCAGUUCACGAAAAUCACAAAGCCAUCCCCUAAAGGCUAGACAUCCUAUCUCUGAAGUAACCAGAGGUGCAUUUGAUAAGAGUGGUGAGAAGGAAUGUGCGAACCCUGAUGGCAGGAAAAUAACAAUGUUCGCCCAUUCAGAUUCAAGAUUGAAGAUGCACAAUUCGACAACAAGUAAAGUGAUACGUAUUUCUGAAACAAAGACAAAGAAGAGUCUUUUCAAGGAUAUGGAUGAACAAUCAAACCCAAAAUCUCUAAAGCAGCAUCCGCAAGCAACUGAUGUUGAGGGUGGUAUUGAAGGUUUAUAUGAUGUUGGCCCUGAUACUCAAAUGGCAGCUGAAGCUAUUGAGGCCUUAGUUCAUGCACCUCCUGUUGAUUAUGUAGAGGAGGAGAAUCAACAUGUAGUAUCAGAACAUUUGAAUGAGAAUUCCAGAAAAGGUCUAAGUAGAAAGACGACUUCAUCAAAGAAAGAUUUUCUCCGAAAAAGGGCUUCUGUUACCGAUUUAGAAGGCACCAUAACACGAUCUAAACAUAGAAGGAUGCUUCAUACCAAAUCAAGGAGAGUGGGAAGCCCAAGUUUUUCUAGAGAAAACUCAAGUAGAUCAAGAAUGAAAAAGUGUUCAGAUGACAAAAGGAGGAAAACAAAAUCAAAGAGGGAAGUGUGGAAUCAAGAGGUGCAAUUAAAUGCUACAAGUUUGGUCAAUGGAAAUGCCUCAUCCAGAUCUCUCAAGGGAGAGAAGACCCAAGGUGCAAUGGAUGGAACUUUCAGUAAAGAGGCUGACAAAUGUCACAGUCCACUGACAUCAGAUGGCCAGCCUUCAGUGCACAAGGAGUUCACGCCAGGGGAGUAUCAUGUGAAUGCUACACCCGUUGCACAUCGAACCAGGCAUUCCAAAAGACUCAACUUAUCAAAAGACACUGAAGUUUCAUCUAGUGAAUACAGGAAGGAUAUAAACAAGCCAACAAGAAGAAUUAUUCCUGGGUCCAUGGAAAGACAGGAUAUGCUUGUUCUCAAUCCAUCUGGACCAUUGAAUGCCAGAAAAGGAAGUGUGGAUAUGGGUCCGGAUCAAACUGCCAGGGUCGAAAGGACUUCUACAUUGCAUACUACCAUGCAGAAUAUUGAGAGGCUACAAGAAGAUGAACUUGAAAACAGUUCUAUGAUAAAAGAUGCUUCUAACCACCCUAAACGGAGGAGAACCGGUCAGAUUACUUCAGGUAACCCAAACAUGACCAGCAACUUGAACGAACCAUCUAUACCAGAUGACUGUUUGCUGGCAACAAAUAAGCAGUCCUGCAAACAACAAGGAAGAAAAAAGGUCUUUAUCAGAAGUGUUUCUGAAAUUUUAGAUGCUGCAAAGCGGAAAAGAAGAUCUGUUUUCACACGCAUAACAUAUCAAGCUGAUGGAAGGCCUUCUGUUCCAGGAGAAUCAUCGUUAGUAUCUGGUGUGAGAACAAGGUCGUCUUCAUCCAAACCAUAUUCAGAAAAGGAUUCCAAGGGAUGUUUUUCUAGGCCAGUUUCACAUGAAGCUUGUUCAGCUGAUGCAGCUAAUAAUUGUUCCAGUGGUGUCAUAAGCACUGGAGAGCAUCCUAAAGAAGCAGCAUUACCUAAGCACGGUGUAUAUUCUACACCUCAUGUUGAAGAUGCUGAAGAACAUGCCAAACCAGAAGGGACACCUAAAGAACAGGUUCAGCAAUCUGGUUUAACAUGCAAAUCUUCUUCAAAGAAUGUAGAUGCAGUUUCUCCUGUUUGUGUGGCUCAAGAUCCUCCUAGAACAUGCAAUAAAGGUUUAUCAAAGUCACUAUUUCUCAGAGAACUUCAUAGACUGAAAGCCACUGAAGCAGCUUCAACUCCGGCUCUGAAAGAUUUGCGAAGAAGAAAAGAUAUGGGCAGUGUUCGUGUUUUGUUCAGCCAUCACUUGGAUGAGGAUAUAAUCAAGCAGCAGAAAAAGAUUUUGGGACGCUUAGGAGUGCCUAUUGCAUCUUCGAUUUCAGAUGCUACACAUUUUGUCACGGAUAAGUUUUUUCGCACAAGGAAUAUGCUAGAAGCAAUUGCUUUUGGUAAACCAGUGGUUACUCAUUUAUGGCUUGAAAGCUGCGGACAAGCAAGCUGUUUUAUUGAUGAGAAGAAUUACAUAUUGCGAGAUGCUGAGAAGGAAAAGGAGAUAGGAUUUUGCAUGCCUGUUUCGUUGGCUUGUGCAUGCCAAAGUCCACUCUUGCAGGGCAAAAGAGUGUUCAUAACUGCAAAUGUAAAACCUACUCUAGAGAUUAUUACAAGCUUGGUUAAGGCAGCUCAUGGCCAGCCAAUGGAGAGAAUUGGGAGAUCUGCAAUGAAGGAAGAAAAAGUGCCAGAUGAUCUUUUGGUAAUUUCUUGUGAAGAAGAUUAUUCCAUCUGCAUACCUCUCCUUGAGAAAGGAGCAGGGGUUUUCAGCUCGGAGCUUUUACUAAAUGGUAUAGUCAUCCAGAAGCUGGAAUACGAGAGACAUCGACUCUUUUUGGAUCAUGUUAAACAAACCCGCUCGACAAUAUGGUUAAGACACAAAGAUGGAGACCAGUUUCUUCCUGUCAACAAGUGUGCAUAGCUAGCUCCCCUAAAUGUUGAAGCUCUCUACAUCUAUUUCAUCAGCUCUUUGUGGAGGGAUUUCAUUAAAUUAAGAGCUAAGUUAACGGUACUGGGUUAAGAUAAUGCAGGGUGUAUUGUAUGUAUUAAAUACGUCUCUGCAUUUAUCUUUUGUUUCCCUUUUUUUAUCUUAUGAAGAUGUAAAUUAGGUAUUCCAUUUUUAAUUAUAGUGUCUAGUCCUCUCCAAGAGGAUUUUUGUUAAAUCUGCACCUUUCUCUGCAUGACCCGUAAUCAUGAUAUCGUUCCUAAGGUGAAAAAGGUGAGCUUCCUAAUGACUAAGCUUGUAUUGUAUUGAGAUGGCUGUUUCUUCCUUUUU